AUGAGAUGGAGCUGCCUUGGGAAACUCGUGUGUUUGGACAACCGACGGGAGCACCUGCGAGAUGUGUGGGACACAGGAGCGGGACUGGGGUGGCGAAGAUACGGGAAAAGAUGCAGAGGAAAACGCGGACAGUUACACCGGGACGACAUAAAGAUGGAUAUUGGAACGCAGAUUUUGGAUCUCAAAGAGGACAUUUUGUCCCUGCGCAAUGAUGCCAGAGCAGAUAUUAAAACCCUUCGUGAGGAGCUAACUGGGGAGCUAGCUAAACUUAGCAACAAACAAGCAGAGGCUACGCGGCAGAUGGAAGACUUGGGGAACACGUUAAGCGACAUGAUCGAUAGUCGCCGCAUAGGAGCACAACCAGCAGCUUAUGACCAAGAAAUGCAAGACUCCAAGAAAAAUUCGCGGACCUCGAAAACAGGAGCCGGAGACGUAAUCUGA
Molecule: messenger RNA, 441 nt
Organism: Knipowitschia caucasica
Lineage: Eukaryota; Metazoa; Chordata; Actinopteri; Gobiiformes; Gobiidae
Source: the annotation of a GenBank genome assembly